Molecule: messenger RNA, 2948 nt
Organism: Trichogramma pretiosum
Lineage: Eukaryota; Metazoa; Arthropoda; Insecta; Hymenoptera; Trichogrammatidae
Product: mucolipin-3-like
Exons: 3
Coding region: 403-2313 (636 amino acids)
Cellular component (GO): lysosomal membrane; plasma membrane
Molecular function (GO): NAADP-sensitive calcium-release channel activity
Source: RefSeq, a predicted model, not a curated record
ACUCAGCACUGCUGUCAUUAUCUCCAAAUGUAACACUGCAGAAGUAUUUCUUUCACUUUUUAUCAAUUCACGUGAUUCUAAUGAAUUUUUAUUUUAAAAUAAUCGUUGGACAGGACAGCUGACCGUGUAGCGAUACAGUGCUGCUGUCAGCGAAAAAAAAAAUAAAUGGAUAUCCAUGCAUUUAUAUUGUUAUUCUCAGUCAAAGUUCAAAAUUUUCCGUGGUUUAUCAUUUAUGGCUUAAUCAAGUAGUUGAUCAUCGAUUUGAUUUCCAAGUAGUUUUACAUUGAUCAGAUAAUAGUGUUUUCUUAGAUUUUAUUCAUGUGUUCGAGCCAAUUUUUGUUUUACUACAAAUAACAAUUAUAGCUUUGAGUGCAGUUUGGUGUGUUGUGCAGAGUGUUCAAAAUGUCACACACAGAAGCAAGACCUCAAAGUCGAAUUGGAAAUGUUUUGAGUAAUGAUUCUUGGAGCAGAUCUGGAGAAGCGACAGAGGAAGAGAGUACUUUAUUGAAUCACCGUUCACAAGAAAUGCCAAGGGAAACUCAAGAUAGACCUUUUCAAGGUCCUUGUUCCACGUCUUCAUAUUUAGAGGAUAAAAUGCGAAGGCGAUUGAGAUUUUUUUUUAUGAAUCCAAUUGAAAAAUGGCAGGCAAAAAGAAGAUUUCCAUAUAAAUUUUUAGUUCAAGUUAUAAAAAUUAUUUUAGUUACUGUUCAACUAUGUUUAUUUGCUCAUAAUAAUUAUAUGCAUGUGAAUUAUGCAUGGGAUAAUAGAAUAUCUUUUUCUCAUCUUUUUCUCAGAGGCUGGGACAUUUCUCAAGAAGUUCCAGCAUAUCCACCAUCCACUGGACCUCUUGCUCUUUAUAAACAAGAUGAAUUUUACGAAACAAUUGACUAUGCACUGCAAGGAUACUACAGUUUAAAUAAUGCGAUUGGUUCAUACUCAUAUACAACUGAAAACAACUCAAUAGGAAGAGUUGAAUUGUGCCUUUACAAUUAUGAAGAAGGACAAAUAUUUUGGAAUAAUGAAAGUUUUGUUUUUAACAGUAAUAUAAACCAAGUUUGUCAAAAUAUAACAAAAGAAGAAAAAGGACUUUUAACUUCUAAAAGUUUUCUAGAAGAAAAGAAAAUUGAAGUUAAUUUCAAUACUCUAGUGAAAGCUGAGCUAAAAUUCACUGUAAAAACAAUUAACUUCAGAGCAGCUGGACCUUUAACAUCACCAGACUGUUACAAAUUUAGAAUUAAAAUAAUAAUGAAUAACGAAGACAUGGAUGGACAAAUGUUACUCUCACUUGAUUCAGAGCCCGUAAGAUUGUAUUGUCAUGGUGACACCUUGUACAGUGAUGAUGAUCAAAUACAAUCAUUUGUUCGAACUUUGCUUAAUCUGUUGGUGAUAUUUAUCUGUGCCAUUUCUUUAGCAUUGUGUUCAAGGGCUAUUUAUCGUGCACAAUUACUGAAGUUUGAAACUAUGGCAUUUUUUGACAAAAUGUAUGGCCAACCUCUUAGCUUUGAUGGUAGACUGGAAUUUUUGAAUAUGUGGUACGUCAUGAUUAUAGUUAAUGAUUUGCUGAUAAUAAUGGGAUCUGCAAUAAAGCAGCAGAUCGAAACGAAGCAAUACGGCGGUGAUCACUGGAACAUUUGCAGUAUUUUCUUGGGCACCGGAAAUUUACUCGUUUGGUUCGGAGUACUUCGUUACUUAGGCUUUUUCAAGACCUACAACGUGGUGAUUUUAACAUUGAAAAAAGCCGCGCCCAAAGUCAUAAGAUUUCUCAUUUGUGCCAUUCUCAUUUAUGCGGGCUUCACGUUUUGCGGCUGGCUAGUUCUUGGCCCGUAUCACAUGAAAUUCCGCUCCCUGGCUACCACUUCCGAGUGCUUGUUCGCUUUGAUCAACGGCGAUGACAUGUUCGCCACUUUUACCAUUACUUCCUUCAAGUCGCCGCUCCUCUGGUGGUACACACGAAUUUACUUGUACACUUUCAUAUCCCUCUACAUCUACGUCGUGCUCAGUUUAUUCAUAUCCAUCAUCAUGGACGCUUACGAUACGAUUAAGAUCUACUACAGGGACGGCUUUCCCAAAAAUGAUCUGCAGAGCUUCGUUUCGGUCUGCACCGACACGGCUUCUAGCGGAGUUUUCCGAGCCGACGACGAGGAGGAUCAAUUUUUCAGCGACUUGUUUGCCAAACUCUGUUGCUGUUUCAAGAGAAAGGAGCGAAACUUCAAUCCUUUAAUCCCCAGCUCGAUCUCCAGCGCCAGAAGCAGCGAUGAGACCGUCGAAUCAAAUCAGGUGCGUCCUGGCGUUACGCGAACUUAUAACACGUAGAAAUUCUACGGUUUAAAAAUCGCGUUUCGUUGUUGCCAUUCAAGCACAAUUAUUAUCUGUCGAAAAGAAUUGUUAUUUUUUUGGUUUUGAAUAUAUAUUUUUUUGAAAAAAAUUUUAUUUUUAAAGACUGAUUCGGAAGCGUUUAGAUUUUACAAAAUCGAAACUUUUAUUUUUAUCAAAAUUUUAAAAUUGACAUCAGCUACAAACUGAAUUUGAAGUAUAAAAAUGUAUAAAAUUAAAUUAAGAUCUUCGUGUCAAAGUAAUUGACUCGAAGAGUCAUUAUUAAGGUUUUCUCAGCUAGUUGUAAAAAAAAGUUUACCGCAAAUAGAUAAAAAUAAAUUAUAAAUAAAAAAAACAAUACAAAAAGUAUUAAUUUUUAUAGAUCACUAUCUGUAUGAUAAUUGUAUAAACAAAAACAUGAUUGUUGUAUUUUUAUUUACUGAUAUAUUUGAAAAUGCUUUAAUGAAAUGAAUAAAAUGUAAAAUAAAUUAUUUUUAUAUUGUUCAUUUGAAGAUAAUAUACAGAUAUGAUUAGCACAAUAUUAGUUAUCAAUAACUAUUGUUAAAUAUUUUAAAGAUUCUCAAUGUAUUAAAUUAUAACUGUAUUAUAUACACGAAAUAAAAGGAGAAAAAUAA